AUGGUUAUAAGUAGAAAUCGGAUGGAAGAUAUGGAACUUCCAGAUAUUCCUGGUUCAAAUGCUCGAAAUAAUGAAAGAACUAUCAUAAAAUCCGACCAAUUUACAAGAAAAAAGCUUCGAGGUAUUUUACACCUCAUCACUGGAGAACUAAAAAGUCGUGGUACUAAGACACCACAUAUCUUCUUACCGUUCAGGUCUAGGAUAGAUGAUACGAAGCUUGAGUUAUUUAUUUCCAAAAUUUUUCCUCGGGGGGAACUUAUCGGUAUGUAUGACGAGAUAGAGGUGGUUGAAAUUUUGAGAAAGUUCGAUGAAUUCACGUUGAUUUGUGGGUUAAAAUACUUGUGGAGUAGGCUACCAAACAAUGAAAUCAUCGGAUGGGACGUCUACCUUGAAUAUAAGAGAAAAGAGAAGGAAGCAGGGUAUCCGAAAGGUGCAUUUUUGAGUAUUAUGCCUAAGUGCUUAUCAUCACCGGCACAUGCGUCGAUUGUUUACGAUUUUCUUGAUUUAUUGAUUAGUAUUGCUUCAAAUUCACAAUAUAACUACUUGAGUGGCAGAAAGAUAGCUAAGAUGUCAAGUUUAUGGGCAUUUAAUGGUUCUACGAAACCUCAUCAAUCUCCAUUCUACGAUGCUACACUAAGUAAGGAAAACACUUUUAUAGACGGAUUGGAAUAUUGGAAGCCUUCAUCUGAAGCGUUAUUCCACUUAUUAUUGUCAUUUUUAAGGGCAAUGCUUCCUGACAACGAAUCAGACACCCUUAAGCUUCCAAAGACAUUGCAAUCGUUAUUAAUUACAAAUUCUUAUCCACCAUUGGAAAAUACCGAUUCAAUCAAGUCUAUAAUAACUAUCCCCUGUGUGGUGAUAAAAUCAACCAAGGUAUCAUCUAAUGUUUACGAGUUAUUAAGUAAGGUUAGAAAUACUAUUUCUUUCAGCAAAAAGGAUUCAUUCUUGUCGAUGGAAAAUUAUACGAUCUUGAAGAAUAUCUUCCAAAAGUCUUCAACGAAUGAAAUAGUAUCUUCAUUAACAGAAGAAUCUAGGAGAAUUUUAACUAGGUUAAAUUCAGACCCGAUCGAUUCCAACUAUGAUUUAUAUCCUGGAUGGUCCAAGCCAGAUCUUGUCACCGAUCCAAAUAUACCAUUAUUCUCGCAAAUUAACAUUGAAGAUGUUUCCUUGCAGGAUUAUUACAUCUGGACUUGGCUUUCUUCUCUCGCAUCAGAUCAGACAUCGCAUAAUAAAAAACUAUUUGGAAGGUCAAUUGUGGUGGAGGCAAGCCUAAAGGGGUUUCAGAAAUGGUUGAUAAUUACAGAACAGGUUCUUGAUUCUGAGGAAUACAUAAGAUAUUUCAAUGGGCCAUCACUUGAAAAUAAUAAACGUAUUAUAAGUAAUGAAAGUUAUAAAGAUAUGCCAUUACCUCCUCCACCACCACCCUCAAAAGAUAGUGAUUUGUUGCCAAAAUAUAGGUUUACUGACGAUGACUUUAAAAUACAAGUUCUGGCCGAUGAUGAUGAAUACAUUUAUCCAACCCAAAUUAACGAUGACGAAUUAAGUGAUUAUAGGAAAUAUCUUGAAUCGCUAAGCGAACGUCAGGAAGAUGAAUUGGCAAGCAUUUUCCAUCAAAAAGCUAGCUUGAAAAGUACCGAUAAGAAGGCGACUCAUAGACCUCCACCACCACCGUUAGAUGCAAAGGAGGUAAGCGAUAGACAACAGUAUCAACAAAAUCCAACUCAAUUGCAUUCUCCACAAUAUGACUCACCAUCUCAAUCUUACCAGCCUCAUUUAUAUGAAGCAGAACCAUAUCAAUCUCAUCAAACAGAACUGAUGCCACCAGGUCAAAAUAAUUUGAAUACUACUAUGCGUGGCUCUAAAAACCUAUCAUCAUCAAGUGCUGUCAGUUCAAGUGCAUCGCAGUAUAUGACUCCGGAGGGAUCAAAUUCACCGCGUAAAAUAAAUGCAACUAGCCCUUAUUUUGCCAUAGGUAAUUUUCCCCCCAAUCAUCGUAGUGAUUCUGGGUUCAAAGAACCUUAUGAAAAUUAUGAAACUGAUUCUGAGAGGCUUGCAAGAUUAAAAAAUCAGAAAGCUGAAGAACCGUAUGAUGAUUAUCAUAUAGCUGGAUUUAAUGCGGCAAAACGUGAAUACGAACAAUCAAGAGAAAUGGACGACCAUCAGUCUCCUGGAGCAGUCGGUAAUCGUAUUCCAACAAGACAAGUUAAUAAUCACAUAGCGCACGAACCAAUCAACAUUGCUUCAUCGAGCCCUCAAAAUAGACAUAUGUCACCAAGCCCAAUUAGUAAAGAUAUUCCGCAAGUGCCAGUUAAUAAAGAUAUUUUACAAGCGCCAGCUAAUAAUGAGUCACACCACGGUCCAACUGAACAUGGCCUACCACCAGUACCACAGCAAAUGGAAAUUCAACAUCUUCCUGAUGAAAAUAAUGAACAAGGUCAGAUGAAGGAUAGUUAUAUGCCACCAGUAACAAACCAUGAUCCAAUUAAAGUACACUUUAAUCAACCACCAAAUGUAGACGAAGAUGCUAUGAAAGAGGAAAAGAAAAAAAAGAGAAAGCAUAAAAAGCGGAAAGACCAGCAGUCUCCAGUUCACAAGAAUGGACUGUUCGAUCCUCAUCAGGAGGCAUUUUAUGGAAGUUUGCCGCCAGGUCCACCACCACCUUUAGAACAAUUUCUUCCAGGCCAGUUACCUCCGGGACCUCCUCCGCCAGGCAUGGUUCCACCUUUUCUAGAACCAAAUUCUUCUGGAAUCCCACCUUUUUUUCCACCUGGCCCUCCACCAGGAAUGGAAGAACCACCUAAGGAGUCGUCGAGCCAAAACAAGAAGAAGGAAAAAGUCAGAAAGAAUAAAAAAGUGGUAGCACAACGACAAGAAGAAGGUGUAAUUAAUCUGAGCCUGAUGCCCAUAGAGCAAGAUGAGAAGUUGAAUGAUACUAAACCUCAAUUGCACUUCGAUCCACAUGAGAAGAAUGCAGAUACAAUCAACCCACAACCAGGUCUUGAUAAUUAUUCACCCGAAUCACCACAAAAUCAGGCUGACAGAUAUAACCCAAGAAAGAUGUCACCACCAAAUAAUUUUUCUGCGCCUGAUUUACAUCAGCAUGUUCCACCCCAAAGCAUACCACCUCAGCAUUCGUCGACUCCUCAUAUAAAAAUAAACAACGAAUAUCAAAGUGUCCCCCAACGCGCGAGAAGACAAAGUCCACCGCAAGUUCAACAAUUUCAUCAACCCGGGCAUAAUCAUGUUCAGCAAAUGCUGCCAAGCGCUGUGCAUGGUUCACGAUCUGUACCUCAUAUAAUGUCUCCUCCAAUCCAACAUCCAGGAUCACAAUCAGCACCUCAUUUGCCGAUGCAACCAGAUUAUACAGCUCAACCUCAAAUGCUGGUUCCACAUAUGAGAAGUAAUAGCCCUUAUAAUAACGGUCAUUCUCAUAAUCAGCAAUUUCGUCAUCCGCAUGGACACCCGCCACCUGUCCAACACCAACCUUAUCAACCUACAAAUAAUCUGUAUGCGCCGCCACCUCCAAAUCCAAAUUAUUAUCAACCGCCUCCUAAUCAUGAUCCAAAUAUGGGCCAUUACCAAUCGCCACCUCCUAACAAUUCAACGCCCAUACAUCCUCAGGUUUAUUAUCCUCCAGGUCCUCAGCAUCAAUAUUAUCCACCACCACAUCCGCAAAUGAUUGCACCACAAAGGACGCAUGCAAGACCAUACGGGCAACCACCUUCGAAUAAUUUGCCAAUGAUGAAUAUACCAGCAGGCGUGAAACAUAAGAAGAAUGGAAAGAGUAGUAAGGCCGAUUUAAGGGCUGCCUUUAAUCAAAGCACUUUUGGAAUCUGA
Messenger RNA from Debaryomyces tyrocola, 3837 nucleotides. The record is from the annotation of a GenBank genome assembly. NCBI's taxonomy places the organism in Eukaryota, Fungi, Ascomycota, Pichiomycetes, Serinales, Debaryomycetaceae.